CUCAUAUUUCCUCCCCUGACUUUCCAAAGAGAUCAAUGGCACAACCAUCUAUCACAGCUAUCAGUUCCUUCCCUCAUGCCAGGGUACUCAUGGAUUCUACUCCCACUAACUUACCAACUGCUUAGUGUCCCCCACUCCUCUCUGCUAAUCCCUCUACUGGCCACUCCACUUGAUGUCCUCCACCCCUCUUGGCCAAUUUAUCCCCUAGCUUCCACUCAGUGUCCUCUACCAUUCUCUGCCAAUUCCUCCAUUGGCCUCCAUUCAGUGUCCUCCACCUAUCUCUGCCAAUCCCUACACUGGCCUCCACUCAUUUUCUUCCACCCCUCUCCACCAAUCCCUCCCCUGGCCUCCACUCAGUGUCCUCCACCCCUCUCUGCCAAUCCCUCCAUUGGCUUCCACUCAGUGUACUCUCCCCUCUCUGCCAAUCCCUCCAUUGGCUUCCACUCAGUGUCCUCCACUCCUCCCUCCCAAUCCCUCCACUGGCCUCCACUCAGUGUCCUCCACCCCUCUCUGCCAAUCCCUCCACUGGCCUCCAUUCAGUGUCCUCCACCCCUCUCUGCCAAUCCCACCACUGGCCUCCACUCAGUGUCCUCCACCCCUCUCUGCCAAUCCCUCCACUGGCCUCCACUCAGUGUCCUCCACCCCUCCCUGCCAAUCCCUCCACUGGCCUCCACUCGGUGUCCUCCACUCCUUUCUGCCAAUCCCUCCACUGGCCUCCACUCAGUGUCCUCCACCCCUCUCUGCCAAUCCCUCCACUGGCCUCCACUCAGUGUCCUCCACCCCUCUCUGCCAAUCCCUCCACUGGUCUCUACU
This is a messenger RNA of Staurois parvus, 813 nucleotides long. The record is from the annotation of a GenBank genome assembly. NCBI's taxonomy places the organism in Eukaryota, Metazoa, Chordata, Amphibia, Anura, Ranidae.